AUGGCUAAAUUACCCCGGGCGAAGAACCCGUUCACGCCUACCAUGCGCCGCUUCCUCUCCGACGUGUUCAAGCCCGCUCCGGCGCUCGGCAAACGUGCCCGUUCGUCCUCCCGCUCCCACUCCUCCUCAGAACUUCCGAACCCCGCACCAGGACCCGCGCCCGCCUGCGUCGCGCUGCAGAACGAAGACCCCGACACGGACACGGUCGUGAUCACCGCGCUGCACGCCGUCCCGUUCUGCUGCCACGCAGACCUCCUCGCGAUGCCGCGUGCGCACCUGCUCGCCGUCGCGCGUGCACUUAACGCGGCGCUCCCACAUGCGCUCCGGAUCGACGCAGGCCCCGCGCGCUCGGACGCGCGCAUCCGCAACGCGAUCGAGAUACUGGUCGGGCUCCGCCUCAGCGUCCCGCCCGCGCCGCGCGCGAACAGGAGCCACGGCUGGGCGGACGACGAGCGGGGGGUGCUCCGCAGCCCCACGUCCCCGCUUGCGAAUCGCAGCAGGUCAGAGUCCUCACUAGGCGUCCUGCAUGAGGAAGACGAGAGCGGAGCGGGCUACGCUGAUGGACGCGCACAUAAGCGGCGUCGCAUUGUUCCCGGGCCGCCCGAGGAUCCCAACAUGAUUCUGCGGGACCUUGAGCUGGAUACUGUCGACCGGCGCGUCACCCGGUCGCAGUCCACCCGCGCUGCGGCGGACAUCAACUCGCCCACACCCGUGGGCCGUCGUGUAAUCAGGACUCGCAGCGAGCGACUCCCCGCCACGCGGCCCAUGAUACAGAUCCAGGGGCACCCGAACAUCACACUCACCCGCGGGCGCAGCGCAGGGCGCGGGUACCUCCGCUCACGGAGCGCGGCACUGGCGCGGACGUCCACGCCGAAGAGGAUGCGAGAGGAAUGUGAGACGGGUGAGGUGGAGGGCCCGAGAUCUAACGCCAUGACGUCUACUCCGGGCGCGGGUGAGGCUGAUAGUGGGAGGGUGAAAGUGGGUAAGGGAGUAGUGAUGGAGAUCGGGCCCUGCGAGGAUACGGCAGAGAUGACAUUUGGGAUCCACGGGAUGACGAUUGGGCCUGCGGAGUCGAGCGAGGAUAUGGAUCUGACUGAAGAUUGA
Messenger RNA from Sparassis crispa, 1104 nucleotides. RefSeq lists its product as hypothetical. The record is from RefSeq and is a predicted model, not a curated record. Lineage: Eukaryota; Fungi; Basidiomycota; Agaricomycetes; Polyporales; Sparassidaceae. The coding region runs from base 1 to 1104 and encodes 367 amino acids. The transcript has a single exon.